Messenger RNA from Yamadazyma tenuis ATCC 10573, 2679 nucleotides. RefSeq lists its product as uncharacterized. Lineage: Eukaryota; Fungi; Ascomycota; Pichiomycetes; Serinales; Debaryomycetaceae. The record is from RefSeq and is a predicted model, not a curated record. Gene Ontology annotation, cellular component: membrane coat. Gene Ontology annotation, biological process: intracellular protein transport; vesicle-mediated transport.
AUCUCAUGAAGUACAUUUGUGUAGAAGGUGCGCGGUAUUUUCUCAAGUCAAUCUCACAGCUGAUGGCAGAGUCGCUCUCUAAGAUAUCAUCCAUAUUUGAAUCUGCCAAGGAUAUCGCCAUUGAAGCAGCAGUCUCUGCUUCUUCAAGGCUUGCCGAUACUCCCACGUCACUGCGACCCCAGGAAAUCAGGAAGUUGUUGAGUUCGAGAGUUGAAAGAGAUGUUUUGAACGGAAUGAAGUGUGUGAUAUCAUUGGUAUCCAGAGGCGAAGAUGGGCUCCCAUACUUUGCCGAAAUAGUCAAAAACAUCACGUCGUCGAAUUCUAAAGUCAGAAACCUUGUUUUAGUUUAUUUGACAAGGUAUGCUGAAGUUGAACCGGAUAAAGCCUUGUUGUCGAUAAAUUCAAUUCAGAAGUUAUUGGACGAUAAGAGUCCUGCAACCCGUGCCAACUCCGUCAAGUCUUUAUCGGGGAUUAGGAUUCCAAGUAUCAUUCCCAUAUUACUUGUAUGUUUGAAGAGAACCAUUAAUGACAGAUCUCCGUUGGUUAGAGCUUCUACGGCUAUAGCCAUUGCGAAGGUGUAUGAGAUUGAUAAGACCAGUUCCAAGCAACUUUUUGAGUACAUUACCAAAUUGUUGGCUGAUUCAGAUGCUCAGGUGGUUGGUACAGCUAUCAAAGCGUACGUGAAGAUGACGUCUCGGGGUGACUCGCAUACUAAGAAAUGGGCCCCAAUACACGGACAUUUUAGAAGGUUUUGUGAGAUAUUGCCAGAGUUUGACGAAUGGGCCCAAUCUACUUUCAUAGACCUAUUGACUGACUAUUCGAGAAUGUUCUUAGCCAAGCCCAAAUUGUACAUCCAAGAUAGUCAAAACACCAUUAUUGAUUUGCCCGAGGAUUUCUCGGCCAUUGCCAAUUACGACUAUGACAUUUCAUUCGAUGAAGAUAUGGGUUUAUUUCUCAAGUCACUCAGAAAUUUGGUAUACUCAGACUCUGAAUUUGUAAUAUUGAGUAUCCUCAGGGCUUUAUUGGCUUUGGCUCCUCCUAAAACCAUAAAAGAAUUCGAUUUGGGGUCGACUCUAUGUGCAAUGAUAUCGGAUCUGGACAAUCCCCAGGUUAAGUUGCUUGCAUUACAAACGAUAUCGGUUAUGAUUUCUAAAGACAAAACCGUGUUUGCCCCUCAUUAUAAGAAGUUCUAUAUUUUCACAUCAGAUACAAUAGAGGUUGCAAAACUCAAGCUUGGAAUCCUAUCAUUAUUAGUGGAUGAAAGUAACAUCAAAUAUGUUAUUGAAGAACUAAAGUAUAAUGCUCUCAAUAACUCCGACUCUCUUGUUACUAGUGAGGCGAUGAGAGCUAUAGGCCGUUGUUCAGGAGUUUCAGAUACAUGGAAUGACAAGAUAUUGAAGUGGUGUUUGAAGAAUAUUAGAAAUGCAAGUGGAAGUGCAUUGAAUGAGCUAUUGACGGUUAUACGAUACAUGAUUCAAAUACAACAACAAUUGAAAUCUGUGGGUGAUUCGAGUAACAAAAAAAUAGCAAGCAUAGUUUAUAAUUUGUCUUUGAUCUUGUAUGAUGAAGGCUUGAACUUAGAGUCGGAUGCGAAGGCAAGCAUUAUAUGGAUCAUUGGAGAGUUCACCAAAGAGUGCGAUAACCAAAUAGCCCCUGAUGUUUUAAGAAGGUUCCUCGAGGGUUUUGCAGAUGAACCGGAAGAAGUAAGAUACCAACUUCUUGUGCUUUCGGCUAAGCUCUUUUCACUCAAAUUGGAUGAAAUUCAUGAGAUUGGAUCCAGUUCAUCUGAAUUUCUCCAAAAUGAUAUCAUUUCCAAGAUGUUCCAAAGAGUUUUGACUUUGUGCAAGUACGAUUCCUCAUACGAUACACGGGACAAGAGUAGAAUGUUCAACAUUCUCCUCAACUCAGGACAUGACAAUUCCCAAUUAGCAUCUUUAUUCUUACAGGUUCCCAAGCCUGCUCCCAUUUUUACUUCAUUGGUCUCCAACUCCAUUGAGAGCAAGGUUCUCGUAAAAUACCUCAAGACCAGUGCAUGGGCUGAUCAGCUGGAACUCCCUCCUGCAUCCAUUAGAAAGCCGGCUCCGGUGGUGGAAAACAAGCUCAAUGGAAGCACCGGUGUUUCCUCGUCUAUGAUCAGCAAAAAGAUUGGCGAGCUCCCCACCUCGACUACAGGAAUCUCGUCUAGCCUGUACAAUAAUCUCACAACCAAGAUCCCUAAGCCCACCUACCAGCUCCAAAGUUUGGACGAGUUUUUCGGUAGUGAGGAAGAAGAGGGAGACUCCCUGGAUGAAGAGUAUCUGGAAGAAUCGCUGGAAGAGGAUUUUCUGGAAGAAGAACUGGCAGCCUCAGCAAACCCGAAUUCCUCGGAUGUUGGUAGCUUGCAUCACAGCAAUGACAGUGAAAGUGACGCAGAUGACAAUAGCUCUGGCAAUGGUGACGACGCAAAAAGCCUAUUAGCAUAGGUAUAUGGUCGCCUUGAAAGAUAACUGUGCCGAAAAGUACAUGUAAUCAGCUUUAGAGUUUGCGCUCUAAACCCUCAAUUCACGUUCUUACUAUGUGUAAUGUUUUCUGGGCUGUACAGUGAUCCUAACGCUUCACAAAAGGCCUUCUCGAAGCCAAAGUUUAGAGUUAAAUAAUUACUUAAUCAGAACUGUGUACCCCUUGCUCGUACUUAUUUUU